AUGGUGGAAAAUUCACUGUCACCAUUACCAGAAAGAGAGAUUUUGUUUUUAAGCUCCCAUUUUGGCUUUGUCCUUUAUCUUAUGUGGGCUUUUAUUCCUGAAUCUUGGCUAAACUCCUCAGGCUUAACCUACUAGCCUCAAAAAUAUUGGGCAGUCGUUCCUGUCCACCUCCUUAACAAGAUGAGUACUUCUCCACUCAACUCCAUUAAUACAAUCACAGAUAACUAUGCUAAAAAUCAACAGCAGAAGAAUUACCAAGAAGAGGCCAUCACAGCAUUAAGAAAUAUUCCUAUUAGUGAAGUAAAUCAAAUGUUCUUUCUUGCAGCCAAAGAACUUUACACCAAAAACGGAGUUGCAUGUAAAGAUACUAACAUUAAGCAUGAUAAGUUUUUGACAGAAUAA
Molecule: messenger RNA, 402 nt
Organism: Urocitellus parryii (Arctic ground squirrel)
Lineage: Eukaryota; Metazoa; Chordata; Mammalia; Rodentia; Sciuridae
Source: RefSeq, a predicted model, not a curated record